UUUACAUGAUAAUAUUUAGUAGCCAGCAUGGAGACUAUACUUGAACAGCAACGUCGUUAUCAUGAAGAAAGGGAACGGUUAAUGGAUGCUAUGGUUAAAGAAAUGCUUUUACCAAAGAAAACACCAAGAGAACAGAUCAACUCUGAUCAAAGACUGAAAUAUUUGUUUGAUAGAUCUGUUGCUUGCACCAAUGAACUAAGGGAGCUUUAUGAAGAUAAAGAUGGGCAAAGGAAAGAAGAGGUGGCUGCCCUGUCUGGCCCCAAUGAGUUUGCAGAAUUUUAUGCCAGGCUGAAAACCCUUAAAGAUUUUCAUCGGAAGCAUCCCGGCGAAAUUAAUGUUCCUAUGUCUGUAGAGUUUGAAGAACUGGCUAAAUUACGAGAAAAUACUUCAGAAGAAAUGCAAGACAUGGUUGAUUUUACUGAUGAAGAAGGAUAUGGAAAAUAUCUGGAUAUGCAUGAAUGUUACGAGAAAUUCAUCAAUUUGAAAGGAAUUGAUAAAAUUGACUAUAUCACCUAUCUAUCCACAUUUGAUCAGUUUUUUGAUAUUCCUAAAGACAAGAAAGGUGGCGCCUACAAGGAUUAUCUUCUGAUGCUCCUUGAAUAUCUUGAAAGUUACAUCUACAAAGUGAAACCACUGCUUGAUAUGAACGAGGAAAUGGAAUCCGUUAUGAAAGAUUUUGAGUGGCACUGGAGUGAAGGCACAUUUAUCGGAUGGCCUAAAGAAACUACUGGUGCCUUGACCCAUGCUGGUGCUCAUUUAGACUUAUCUGCAUUCUCAUCAUGGGAGGAAUUAGCUUCUCUUGGUUUGGAUCGAUUGAAGUCAGCUUUGAUGGCCCUUGGUCUCAAGUGUGGUGGUACUUUAGAACAAAGAGCACAACGACUGUUCAGUACGAAAGGACUUCAGUUAGAAGAUCUUGAUCCAUCUUUGUUUGCUAAAUCAAAACCUGGUAAAACUGGUAAAAACAGAGACAUGGAGAGACAAAAGGGAAUUGCCAUACUGGAAGCCCAGUGCUAUCGUCUAACUGAGGUGUUGAGUGAGCAGAGACUUGCAACCAGGGAAAAUGUACAACGCAAACAGGCCCGAACUGGUGAAGAACGAGAGGAAUCUGAUGAUGAAAAUUAUGAAGAGGAAGAUUCUGAUGAUGAUGAAGAAGACAUUCCUUAUAACCCCAAAAAUUUACCUCUUGGUUGGGAUGGAAAGCCUAUACCAUACUGGCUGUAUCGACUUCAUGGCCUGAAUAUUAGUUAUACAUGUGAGAUCUGUGGUAACUUCACAUACAGGGGACCAAAAGCUUUCCAGAGGCAUUUUGCAGAAUGGAGACAUGCCCAUGGUAUGCGAUGCCUUGGAAUCCCUAACACUGCUCAUUUUGCCAAUGUCACUCUUAUUGAAGAUGCCUUAGCUUUGUGGCAGAAACUGAAGUUAAAUAAAGAAACCGAGAGAUGGAAACCAGAUACUGAAGAAGAAUUUGAAGAUUCCUCAGGAAAUGUCGUUGCCAAAAAGGUGUACGAUGAUCUAAAGAGACAAGGACUUUUAUAAAAAUUGUAAUAAAGCCUCCAUCUUCUGUU
Octopus bimaculoides (California two-spot octopus) is the source of this 1565-nucleotide messenger RNA. Its product is annotated as splicing factor 3A subunit 3. Gene Ontology annotation, cellular component: nucleus; spliceosomal complex. The record is from RefSeq and is a predicted model, not a curated record. Gene Ontology annotation, biological process: mRNA splicing, via spliceosome. Lineage: Eukaryota; Metazoa; Mollusca; Cephalopoda; Octopoda; Octopodidae. Gene Ontology annotation, molecular function: RNA binding; zinc ion binding.